Biomphalaria glabrata is the source of this 4167-nucleotide messenger RNA. Its product is annotated as MAM and LDL-receptor class A domain-containing protein 1-like. The coding region runs from base 298 to 1623 and encodes 441 amino acids. Gene Ontology annotation, biological process: nervous system development. Lineage: Eukaryota; Metazoa; Mollusca; Gastropoda; Planorbidae. The record is from RefSeq and is a predicted model, not a curated record. Gene Ontology annotation, cellular component: membrane. The transcript has 8 exons.
GUCUACAUCCGGAAUUAAAGACUUCAGAAACAAAAGCUAUUUAUCUAGAUCUAGUCUAGGUCUAAUUCUAAAAUCACUAGAUUUAUUGACAAGUAGCGUGUUAGAUAGAUAGAUAGAUAGAUAGAUAGAUAGACAGAUAGAUAGAUAGAUAGAUAGAUAGAUAGAUAGAUAGAUAGAUAGAUAGAUAGAUAGAUAGAUAGAUAGAUAGAUAGAUAGAUAGAUAGAUAGAUAGAUAGAUAACCUCUACACUUUGACAUAUAAAUCUACAUUGUAUGACAGAUAGAUUUGAACUAAGAAAUGAUUUCACUGUGGAUACUUCAAAUACUUUUCUCCGCCUUCCAGUUUCCUAUGACAGAUCAAUGUCCUAAACUCAAUCUACCUAGAGGAACUGUAAGAAUGAGGAAUAAAAUCCAUGCAAGGUUUACCUGUGACACUGGCCUACAAAUAUUUGGGGAUGAGUUUGCAACAUGCAUCAACGGAAUUUGGAGUGAUCCCCCGCCCUUCUGUUUUGCAAACAACUGUACCGCCCCUGUACUGACGGAUACCAACAUGAGAAUCGAGACAUAUUUCGGCGGUGGACUGCUCCAGUUUAACUGCGCCCCUGGCUUUGUGAGAGACGGCCCUGAAAAGCAUUUGUGUGAUGGUCAGAAAUGGAUACCGGAGCCCCAAACCAAGUGCAAAGCUGGGAUAAAUAAUAAAUGCGACUUUGAGGACGGCCUCUGUGGAUGGACGGACGAUUAUUCAGACGAUUUCGAUUGGACUAGAACCAAGGGCGACAUGCAUACAAAACAAACAGGACCCUCAUUUGACCAUACAAAAGGAGAUGAAUCGGAGUCGAGUGACCCAAAGAGACAAUGGAAAAAGGCCAGAUUUCUCUCUCCUUUCUACCCCAAGUCGUUAAAGACGGACAAAUGUUUUGAGUUUUACUACCACAUGUAUGGAGAGAAUGUUACUACUGGUUUCGGAAGCCUUGAAGUGUUUCUAAGACCACAAUAUGCAAAAACUUCUUCUCUGGGCGUCAGGAACCGAAUAUUUUAUAAGUACGGCAAUCAGGGGGACCAGUGGAUUAGGGCGUAUAGAGUCCUUCCUAUACAAAGUAAACCAUUUCAGAUUGUCUUUCAAUUCACAAUGUCAACAAGUUGGUUUCAGGACACUGCUAUUGAUGAUAUACGUAUAGACUACUGUUCCAAUUUUGCAGCUCCUAUAACAGAUCAUGUGGCAACAGCAGUAACUAAUCCCAAACCAUCGUCCAACAAGACCGCUCACCCUGAGGAGAUUUUCACAACCACUGCCGAGUCACGAGAUUAUGAUGCCUUAAAUGUUUCAAAGUCGAAUGCAACAAAUCAGGCACAUGUGACGCUUUCCGGAACGUCUGCAAAGGCUACCACCAAUAUGUCUUCCUUGGCGCAUGUGGCUCUCAGUAACACCAAUACAUAUUUCAUCAACAAAGAUAACUCGUUUACGCUGAGGACACUGACUUUACUUGGGCUGAAAAUAGUAAUAUCGGCAGUCGUUGGGUCUGUGAUUUAUAUCACAGCAAACGUGUUUUACUCGAUACCGAAAAGAAAAAACAGAAUGAAAAACGAUAUGCUGACGCUACCCGAGAAAAGUAACAUCAAAUAAAUUAGUUGUCAAAGAAAUAAUCGACGAAGAAGCAAACGUUUGGGUGUCAUUCUUCAAUAAAUUAUCGUGUUGGAAUUAAGAAAAUAAACUUGUCGUUUUAUUUUUAGCGGCCCCCGUAAGGGGAAAAAGCCGCUAUUAGGUUUGUGCAAAAUGUCCGUCUGUCCGUCUGUCACACUCAGAUCUCGAAAACUAGAAGAGAUAUGAAAAAGAUUAUUUCAUCAUUAAAUGCGGCUUCAAAAGUUUAGGUGCAACGGCUACUUUUGGUUUUCUAAAAGCAAACCGUUUAAUUUAUAAAAUUAAUUAUGCAAGCGAUUUUUUCAUAAAAAAACACCAAUUUUAAAACAAUUACGUAAAUGUAAGGGAGGCAAUGUUACAAUAUGCUAACAAAGAUGGACAAAUUUUGUGUAUUUUCAGUAUCACAAAGUCAAAUAUAUUUUUAAAAUGUACAGGAAAUGUUUACAACAAAUAUAAAUAAUAGUUAAAGAUGUUUUUUCUGGUCAACUAGCUGCUAAAAUUAAAAGAAAACAUUUCUGUUUGUUUAUAAAGGCUAAUAAUGCACUUUGUAUGUAAAUAUCACGCACAUUUUUUUAAAUGAACUUUUUAUGCAGCGAUUUUCGUGCAGUAGCGUAACGUCGCAACAUGAUCAGGUGCUAAACCAAUUCCUUAAACUUUUUUUUUUUAAAUCAGAUUUUAUUUUUUUUUUUGUUUAGUGCCCCCAUCCGAAUAAAAGAAGAUUAUUUUUGUGCGUUUUGUCUGUUGGUCGGUCUGUCCGUCACGAUUAGAUUAAAAAAAAACUAGAACUCUAAAAGCUAUUGAAAAUCUGAUUUACCCUUUAAUGUUCCUCCCGUAACAUCUCAAUAGUUUUAAGUAUCUAAAAAUUGAUUGUUCCGGAUUUUUUUUUUUUGCAAAACUAAUCAACCCCAACAAAUGUUUGUUUGCUCUUCUAAUUUAUAUUGCAUUCAAUUUCCAUUUCUAAACGUUGCAAAAACACAUUAUCAUUAAUAUGUUGUUCCGUUUUUUAUGUGACUUAUAUUUCAUUAAGUGUAAAAAUGUUCCGGAUAUUGUUUUAUAAAACAUGAAUUAUGCCUAAUGAUUGUUUGAAAUCGCAUAAUUUACUAAUAUUACACUUAUAUUAUUUGACAAUGCGUCACUAUAAUUUGGUUAUCAAUAUCAAAUUGUUCCGUAUUUUCAUUCUUAAACAAAUUUUAAAAAUAUCGACAAUAGGUUGUUCAGGGCUUUAAAAAAAAGUAAUUUACUAGAAUUGAUUACUGAAAAUUACUUUUUAGACAUUUAAUUUUCUUGCUGAAACAUAACAUAGAAGUUUUGUAAUCGAUAAAGAAUGUUCUGGAUUUUGUUUCUUACAAAUCGUCGCCAGAAAUUUAAGAAUUUAUUUAAAAAUCUACUAACGCAAAAUAAUUGUUUUAACUUCUCUCUUCUAAUUAAUAAACAAAUAAUCUUCUCAUUUACGAAAUAAUGUUUUUUCGGAUUUUUAUGAAAAAUAUUUAAACUCACUACUCUCUUACAGUACAUUUAACUUUCUACCUAAAACAUUAAAAAAUCUAAUUAUCGUUAAUAUUAUAUUCCGAUUUUUAAGGAAAACAGAAUCCAAACACCAAAGUAAGGUAUGAAAAUCUCUCCACAUGGCUGUAGUACAUCUAAUUUUUAUACGAGACCAUCCACAAAAUUUAAUUAACGGUAUUACAUUUAUCUGAAAUUCUCUUUUUCUUUUACUAUUUAUACAAACAUCCGGAACAAUCUAUUAUAUAAACUUUUCAAUUGUGUUCAUACCUAAAAAUUAUUGCGAUGUUUUGAAACGUAAAAUAAAGGUUAAUCAAUUUUUAAUAACUUUUAGUUGUUGUUUUUUUUAUAUCAAGAUGACGGACAGACCAACUGACAGACAAAAUGCAAAAAACAAUGCGGCUUUGAUUCUCUUUAAAUAAAUUCUAUUAGAACUGAGUCCACCAAUGUAUAUGAACCCUCGUCAAAUAUCUCGUGUAAAAAAAAGACAUUUUUUUAGGGUACCGGUACUAGCCUAUUGUGAGGUAAUGGAAUUUUUUUUCUUUGACGUCAUAUGAAUGGACUCUUUAAUUUAAAUGUAAUGUUAAAAGAACGCACUUGGUGCACCAAUGUCUAUGAACACUCGAUAAAUGGCUCGUAUUGAUGAAGGUAAUUUUAAGUCUAGCUAGGCCGUGUGACGUAGUGUUUUUUUUUUCCUUUGACGUCAUAUGGAAUGAAUUCUUUAUAAGAAAUGCUAAAAGAACGCACUCGGUGCACCAAUAUCUAUGAACACUCGAUAAAUGGCUCGUAAUGAUGAAGGCGAUUUUUAUUCUAGCUAGGCCGUGUGACGUAGUGUUUUUUUUUUCCUUUGACGUCAUAUGGAAUGAAUUCUUUAAAUGAAAUGCUUAAAGAACGCACUCGGUGCACCAUUGUCUAUGAACACUCGAUAAAUGGCUCGUAUUGAUGAAUGCGGUUUUUAGUCUAGCUAGGCCGUGUGACGUAGUGUUUUUUCCCUCUGACGUUAUAUGGAAUUAAUUCGUAAAAUGC